AUGUCGGACAUCGAAGCUCUCAAGAGAAUGAAGGCCGAGAACCCCAACCAAGACUCGGCCAUCGAGGAGGGCGUCGACACACACUCGCAGAACACGGUGCAUGCCCGUCUGCGCGCCAACUCUUCAGUCAUGAAGGCCAAGAAGAUCUUGGUCGCCAACCGUGGAGAAAUCCCCAUCCGUAUCUUCCGUACCGCACACGAGCUGUCGCUACAGACAGUAGCCGUGUACAGUCACGAGGACCGCCUGUCCAUGCACAGACAGAAGGCCGAUGAAGCCUAUGUCAUUGGCAAGAGAGGAGAGUACACACCCGUCGCUGCUUACCUCGCAAGCGACGAGAUUGUCAGGAUCGCCAAGGCACACAAUGUUAACCUCAUUCACCCUGGUUAUGGUUUCUUGAGUGAGAACGCCGAAUUUGCUCGCAAGGUCGAAGCUGCCGGCAUGAUCGUAAGCUCACCAAUGCCUCGAAAGAGCCACACUAACAGCCUCUCUCUANNGUUCGUUGGUCCCACCCCUGACACCAUUGACGCCCUCGGUGACAAGGUUUCUGCCCGUGAGCUUGCCAUCAAGUGCAAGGUUCCUGUCGUCCCCGGUACCGACGGCCCGGUCGAGAAGUUUGAGGAGGUCAAGGGUUUCACCGACAAGCACGGCUUUCCCAUCAUCAUCAAGGCUGCCUUUGGUGGUGGCGGUCGUGGCAUGAGAGUCGUCUGGAAGCAGGAGGAACUCAAGGAGGCCUUUGAGCGUGCCACGUCCGAAGCAAAAUCUGCCUUCGGUAACGGCACUGUCUUCGUCGAGCGCUUCCUGUACCGCCCCAAGCACAUUGAGGUCCAGCUUCUGGGUGACAGCCACGGCAACGUCGUUCACCUGUUUGAGCGUGACUGCAGUGUCCAGAGACGUCACCAGAAGGUCGUUGAACUUGCCCCCGCAAAGGACUUGCCCGAAGAGACCCGCCAGGCCAUCCUGAACGAUGCUGUCGCUCUGGCCAAGUCGGUCAACUACCGCAACGCUGGUACCGCAGAGUUCUUGGUUGACCAGGAGAACCGCCACUACUUUAUCGAGAUCAACCCCAGAAUCCAGGUCGAGCACACCAUCACCGAGGAAAUCACCGGUAUCGAUAUCGUUGCUGCUCAGAUCCAGAUCGCUGCAGGUGCAUCGCUCGAGCAGCUCGGCCUGACCCAGGACCGCAUCUCAGUCCGUGGUUUCGCCUUCCAGUGCCGUAUCACUACCGAGGAUCCUAGCAGNGGUUUCUCACCCGAUACUGGCAGAAUUGAAGUCUACCGCUCGGCUGGUGGAAACGGUGUUAGAUUGGAUGGAGGUAAGAAUAAAAACUCGAUGACUUGUGUGGCACAGCUAAUGAUUCGACANGGUAACGGAUUUGCGGGCGCCGUCAUCACUCCCCACUACGACAGCAUGCUUGUCAAGUGCUCAUGCCGUGGCUCAACCUACGAGAUCACUCGCAGAAAGAUGCUCCGUGCCUUGGUCGAAUUCAGAAUCCGUGGUGUCAAGACCAACAUUCCCUUCUUGGCAUCUCUCCUCACCCACCCUACCUUCAUUGCCGGCGAGUGCUGGACCACAUUCAUCGAUGAUACCCCUGAGCUGUUUGCUCUGGUGAACAGCCAGAACCGUGCUCAGAAGUUGCUCGGUUACCUUGGUGAUCUCGCUGUCAAUGGCAGUCAGAUCAAGGGUCAGAUUGGAGAGCCCAAGUUCAAGGGCGACAUCAUAAUUCCUACUCUUCACGAUGCUCAGAAGAAUGUUCUCGACGUCUCAGAGCCUUGCAAGCAGGGCUGGAGAAGCAUCAUCGUGGAACAGGGCCCAGCAGCCUUCGCAAAGGCCGUCAGAGCCAACAAGGGCUGUUUGAUCAUGGACACCACAUGGAGAGAUGCUCACCAGUCUCUGCUUGCCACCAGAGUCCGUACUGUCGACUUCCUCAACAUUGCCAAGGAGACCAGCUACGCUCUCAGCAACGCAUGGGCUCUUGAGUGCUGGGGUGGUGCCACUUUCGAUGUCGCCAUGCGCUUCCUCUACGAGGAUCCCUGGGACAGACUGCGCAAGAUGAGAAAGCUCGUGCCCAACAUUCCUUUCCAAAUGCUCCUCCGUGGUGCCAACGGUGUCGCUUACUCAUCGCUUCCCGACAACGCCAUCACCCACUUCUGUGAGCAAGCAAAGAAGAACGGUGUCGAUAUUUUCCGCGUCUUCGAUGCUCUGAACGAUGUUGAGCAACUCGAGGUUGGUGUCAAGGCCGUCCUCAAGGCUGGUGGUGUUGCUGAGGGAACUGUCUGUUACUCUGGUGACAUGCUUAACCCCAGCAAGAAGUACAACCUCGAGUACUACAUGGGUGUUGUUGAGAAGAUUGUCAACAUGGGGGCUCACAUUCUUGGUAUCAAGGAUAUGGCUGGUGUCUUGAAGCCCAAGGCCGCCACCAUGCUGAUCGGCUCGAUCAGAAAGAAGUACCCCGACCUGCCCAUCCACGUGCACACUCACGAUUCGGCUGGUACCGGUGUCGCCUCUAUGGUUGCUUGCGCUCAGGCUGGUGCUGACGCUGUUGACGCUGCCACUGACAGCAUGUCCGGUAUGACCUCUCAACCCAGCAUUGGUGCUCUCGUUGCAUCUCUCGAGGGCAGUGAUCAUGACCCCGGUCUUAACCCUCACCACUUGAGAAUGAUCGACCACUACUGGGCUCAGCUGCGUCUCCUCUACUCACCUUUCGAGGCUGGCCUUACUGGCCCUGAUCCCGAGGUCUACGAGCACGAGAUUCCUGGUGGUCAACUUACCAACCUCAUCUUCCAGGCCUCUCAGCAAGGUCUUGGUGAGCAAUGGGCACAGACCAAGAAGGCUUACGAGCAAGCCAACGACCUGCUCGGCGAUAUCGUCAAGGUCACUCCUACCUCCAAGGUUGUUGGAGAUCUUGCCCAGUUCAUGGUCAGCAACAAGCUGAGCUACAACGACGUUCUUGAGAAGGCCGAGCAGCUCGACUUCCCCUCGUCCGUCCUUGAGUUCUUUGAGGGUCUCAUGGGCCAGCCCUACGGUGGGUUCCCUGAGCCUCUUCGUACCAAGGCUCUGCGUGAGCGCAGAAAGAUGGACAAGAGACCUGGUCUCUACCUCGAGCCCGUCAACUUCGACGAGGUCCGCAACAAGCUCAAGGAGAUGUUUGGUGGUUACACCGAGACUGAUGUUGCCUCAUACGUCAUGUACCCCAAGGUGUUUGAGGACUUCAAGAAGUGGACACUGAAGUUCGGCGAUCUUUCCGUGCUGCCUACCAAGUAUUUCCUAGCCAAGCCCGAGAUUGGUGAGGAAUUCCACGUCGAGCUUGAGAAGGGUAAGGUGCUCAUCAUCAAGCUUCUGGCUAUUGGUCCCCUUUCCGAGCAGACUGGUCAGAGAGAGGUGUUUUACGAGAUGAACGGUGAAGUGCGUCAAGUCACUGUUGACGACAACCACGCUGCCGUUGAGAACAAGUCGCGCAAGAAGGCCGACCUCGGUGACAGCAGCCAGGUUGGUGCACCCAUGAGUGGUGUCGUUGUCGAGCUCAGAGUCAAGGAGGGCAGCGAGGUCAACAAAGGUGACCCGAUUGCCAUUCUGAGUGCCAUGAAGAUGGAGAUGGUCAUCAGUGCACCUCACUCUGGUAAGGUCGGCGAGCUUAGCGUCAAGGAGUCAGACUCUGUCGAUGGGCAGGAUCUCAUUUGCAAGAUUGUCAAAUAA
Messenger RNA from Aureobasidium uvarum, 3693 nucleotides. NCBI's taxonomy places the organism in Eukaryota, Fungi, Ascomycota, Dothideomycetes, Dothideales, Saccotheciaceae. The record is from the annotation of a GenBank genome assembly.